GACGAUUCGACCUAUUCGAAGGAUACCCUCACCCAGGUGAGUCCAUUGCUUUUCUAAAGGGCUUUCCCUGUCCUCCUUUUUCGCUUCCUCAUCCUGUUUCUUUCUUGUUCUUCUUUACCCUCGCCUCACUUUUGUAAUCUGUCAAGUUCCCUUCCCAGCUUCAUUAACGCUACUUCAUCGUCUGCCUCUUCCCAUUGAUUCUUCCCAAUCGAUUUUUCUGGCCCCCAUUCUCUGGAGACAUACCUUCUCACAAUCACCUACAGAAGGCGACACACGAUUGUCGGCAACAUGGCCGGUAGAGCGGGCAUGAAACGUGAUGCUAAUCAUUUGACGACACCAGAGGCCGAUUCCAAGAAACCCAAGGCCAAUGGAAGCAUCACUUCAUUCUUUGGGGCCCCCAAAAGCAAACCCAGCGACCCAAAACCCACUUCGUCUUCAUCGAGCUUCAACAAGCAGAAAUGGGUCGACUCAUUGACUCCAGAACAAAAGGAGCUCCUCCAACUUGAAAUUGACACUCUCGACGAGAGCUGGCUGGCACAGCUUAAGGAGGAAGUCGUCAAGCCGGAGUUCCUGGCGCUGAAGCGCUUCCUCCAGAAGGAAAAGCAAUCGGGGGCUAAAAUCUUUCCUCCCGAAGAAGAUAUCUACUCAUGGUCUCGUCAUACGCCUCUCCACAAGGUGAAGGUGGUCAUCGUCGGCCAAGAUCCUUACCAUAAUUAUAACCAGGCUCAUGGUCUUGCAUUCUCCGUCCGCCCUCCAACUCCUGCCCCGCCUUCCCUCGUCAACAUUUUCAACGAAAUUCAUAAUGACUAUCCCUCUUUCCAACGACCCGCAAACAAGGGUGGCCUUCUCAUACCCUGGGCCGAGCGUGGUGUAUUAAUGCUGAAUACUUGCUUGACUGUACGCGCACAUCAGGCCGCUAGCCAUUCAAACAAGGGAUGGGAAUUGUUCACGCAGAAAGCCAUAGACUUGGUGGCCCGAGUACGGACGCGCGGAGUUGUUUUUCUUGCAUGGGGAACACCCGCAGGGAAGCGUGUGACAGGCAUCAAUAGAGCGAAGCAUUAUGUUCUGCAAUCGGUCCAUCCAAGCCCGCUAAGUGCGUCAAGAGGAUUCUUCGGAAAUCAACAUUUCAAAAAAUGCAAUGAGUGGCUUGCGGAACGUUAUGGUGCCGACGAAGUCAUCGACUGGUCAUUGACUUCGAAGAGCAAAAUCAGCUCACCUUUUACCACCAUCCAAAGCCCUGCUCUCACUGGUGCACCGAAAAAACCUAUCGCUAAGGAGUCAGAUGCUAGUUUGGUGAAGGAAGAGGUUUCCAAAACAACAGAGCCUGCCAAAUCUACCGAGGCCGUUGACGAGUUUGAAGACGAUCUCGAUGCGCUGGAAGCCCUAGCAGCAGCAGAAGUGACCAGGUAGAUGCUAACACUGGGUACUUCGUAAAAAUUUCAAGUCUCUUUCCCUCAUUGCAUCUCUAUUUCCACUGCUCAUAACCCGAAGGAGCUAAUAGAGUGAAGUCGUGAUUAAAAUCGAGCCACCGUUCUGGGUCAUCAAUCACGGUAUUAUUCACCGUGUCCGCUUGCGUGAGACUGAGACGGUGAUGAUGUAUGGUUUAGAUGUCAAAGUCUUAUUGCUCUUUUGCUCUUUCGACCCUGGUACACACUUCACUUGAAUUUGGGGGUCACGGUGUCGGGAUUAACAACUGUUGCAGUCAUUGACGUGCCGUCCCAGCCUUUGGUCUACGGCAAGAGUAAGAUUCAGUCAUCGGGCUCACCAGGGAAUGCUACACAUGGAUUUCCGUGGACUCCAGUUUCGGACAAGCCUGAGAUUCCAUUGAAUGAGGUAGACAAGUGUGGAGCAAAUUGUAUAUUCACUACAUUGGCCAUAUAGAAAUUGGUCAAUUUAGCUAACAAGGU
This is a messenger RNA of Aspergillus eucalypticola CBS 122712, 1907 nucleotides long. Its product is annotated as uracil-DNA glycosylase. Gene Ontology annotation, molecular function: uracil DNA N-glycosylase activity. Gene Ontology annotation, cellular component: nucleus; mitochondrion. Lineage: Eukaryota; Fungi; Ascomycota; Eurotiomycetes; Eurotiales; Aspergillaceae. The transcript has 3 exons. The record is from RefSeq and is a predicted model, not a curated record. Gene Ontology annotation, biological process: base-excision repair, AP site formation via deaminated base removal; base-excision repair. The coding region runs from base 289 to 1410 and encodes 373 amino acids.